CUAUGAGAAGUCCAUCAGUAAGACUGCCCAUGUAGGAGGAGAUUUGAUUGUCAGCUGUAAAUACCCAGAAUCCCUCAGGAGUGACCCCAAGUUUCUCUGCAAGACGAGGCUGCAACAUGCUGCUUGUUCUUAUAAAGCAUCUGUUAAAGAAAGUAGAAAAUAUGUAAAUAUGGGGAAAUUCUCCUUGUAUGAUGACAGAGAAACACAAAUGUUCACUGUGAGUAUUAGAAAUGUAACUGAGGAGGACUCUGGUGAAUACUGGUGUGGAGCUGAAGCAGCCUGGACAUCCGAUCAUGGAUACAAGGUUUAUUUCACACAGAUCGAACUGACAGUUACUGAUCCACGUGUCCCUGUUUCAGCAUCAGUGUCAACAAUAUAUUCAUCAUCUUUACCAACAUCAUCAUCUUCAUCAUCAUCAUCAUCAUCAAUGUCUACGCCAACUUCUCUUGAAGGAGGAUUUCCAGCUUUCACUGUGAUCACUGUGUCUGUAAUUCUGCUGCUGCUUCUGUUGCUUCUGAUUGGAGUCAUAUUCCUCAUUGUGAUUCUACAUAAGAGACACAGGACGCAAAGCCCAGGAACAAUGACUCCAACUUACAGAGAGACAAAUGGAGAUUAUGAAAAUGACCCAAAUGUGCUCCAUUUCCAGUCAAGACAAAUGACCAAGCAAUCAGAUUCGGUCUAUAAAAGUCUGAACCCCAACACCAACCAAUCAGAUUCAGUCUACCAAAGUCCGAACCCCAACACCAACCAAUCAGAUUCAGUCUAUCAAAGUCUGAACCCCAACACCAACCAAUCAGAUUUGGUCUACCAAAAUCUGAACCCCAACACCAACCAAUCAAGUUCGGUCUACCAAACUCUGAACCCCAACACCAACCAAUCAGAUUCAGUCUACCAAAGUCUGAACCCCAACACCAACCAAUCAGAUUCAGUCUACCAAAGUCUGAACCCCAAGACCAACCGAUCAGAUUCAGUCUAUCAAAAUAUGAACCCCAACAACCAAUCAGAUACGGUCUACCAAAGUCUGAACCCCAACACCAACCAAUCAAAUUCGGUCUACCAAAGUCUGAACCCCAACACCAGCCAAUCAGAUUCAGUCUACCAAAGUCUGAACCCCAACACCAACCAAUCAGAUUCGGUCUACCAAAGUCCGAACCCCAACACCAACCAAUCAGAUUCAGUCUAUCAAAGUCUGAACCCCAACACCAACCAAUCAGAUUCAGUCUAUCAAAAUCUGAACCCCAACACCAACCAAUCAGAUUCGGUCUACCAAACUCUGAACCCCAUCACCAACCAGUCAGAUUCGGUCUACCAAAGUCUGAACCCCAACACCAACCAAUCAGAUUCUGUCUACCAAAGUCUGAACCCCAACACCAACCAAUCAGAUUCAGUCUACCAACGUCUGAACCCCAACACCAACCAAUCAGAUUCGGUCUACCACAGUCUUAACCCCAACACCAACCAAUCAGAUCCAGUCUACCACAGUCUGAACCCCAACACCAACCAAUCAGAUUCAGUCUACCAAACUCUGAACCCCAACAGCAACCAAUUAGAUUCGGUCUACCAAAUUCUGAACCCCAACACCAACCAAUUAGAUUCGGUCUACCAAAGUCUGAACCCCAACACCAACCGAUCAGAUUCAGUCUAUCAAAAUAUGAACCCCAACACCAACCAAUCAGAUUCGGUCUACCACAGUCUGAACCCCAACACCAACCAAUCAGAUUUGGUCUACCAAAGUCUGAACCCCAACACCAACCAAUCAGAUUCAGUCUACCAAAGUCUGAACCCCAACACCAACCAAUCAGAUUCAGUCUACCAAAGUCUGAACCCCAACACCAACCAAUCAGAUUCGGUCUACCAAAGUCUGAACCCCAACACCAACCAAUCAGAUUCAGUCUAUCAAAGUCUGAACCCCAACACCAGCCAAUCAGAUUCGGUCUACCACAGUCUGAACCCCAACACCAACCAAUCAGAUUCAGUCUACCAAAGUCUGAACCCCAACACCAACCAAUCAGAUUCAGUCUACCAACGUCUGAACCCCAACACCAACCAAUCAGAUUCGGUCUAGCAAAGUCUGAACCCCAACACCAACCAAUCAGAUUCGGUCUACCACAGUCUGAACCCCAACACCAACCAAUCAGAUUCAGUCUACCACAAUCGGAACCCCAACACCAACCAAUCAGAUUCAGUCUACCACAGUCUGAACCCCAACACCACCAAUCAGAUUCAGUCUACCAAACUCUGAACCCCAACACCAACCAAUCAGAUUCGGUCUACCAAACUCUGAACCCCAACACCAACCAAUCAGAUUCGGUCUGCCAAAGUCUGAACCCCAACACCAACCAAUCAGAUUCAGUCUACCAAAGUCUGAACCCCAACACCAACCAAUCAGAUUCGGUCUACCAAAGUCUGAACCCCAACACCAACCAAUCAGAUUCAGUCUAUCAAAGUCUGAACCCCAACACCAACCAAUCAGAUUCGGUCUACCACAGUCUGAACCCCAACACCAACCAAUCAGAUUCAGUCUACCAAAGUCUGAACCCCAACACCAACCAAUCAGAUUCAGGCUACCAAAGUCUCAAGUGUUAAACUGACCAGUUGGACACAGUUGGAGUCAGAAAUUGCCCUCUAACCAAUGAGAUUGUUGCUGCCAGAUUCUCUAUUAAACUGGACUGGCCUCUUACUUGAAAAUUAUUCUAGUUUCAAACUAAAUUGUGGAAUAACCUGUCAAGAUCAGAUAAUGUAAAUGAAUAGUUUUUCAAAAAGCCAGUUUAUCGCUGUUCAGAAGUUUGCUAUAUGCUUGGAAACCAGCACAUGGAAGUGCUGAGAGUCUUCAUCCUCAUCCUGAAAUGUGGUCAAAUAAAGUGUAUAAAAGAUGCCAUUUCAUAUGUUAGAUAUCAUGUGUUCUGUGAUUACCUGAUGCUGAAAGUUUGUGCUUCUGGAUUUGUUUUGAGAGUCAGGAUUUGAGUUGUUCACAAAAUUACACACACCUCCUUCAAGUUACAUUUCUGAUGUGUAAUGAUUUUCAUAACCUCCAUGACACAGGGUUAGAGGUUAGUUAGAAGUUUCAGCUCAAUAGCCACGCUCAACAAUCAACAGUGAACAUUUAUUAUUAUUUAUUGUUAUUUUUAUCAUGAAUCAUCAUUUAUCAUUCCCUAUUUAAUCACUUUUAAUCAUUUUAUAUAAUGAUUUAUAUAAUCCAUAUUAAUAAUUUGAAUCCAUAUUAAUGCUGUAAUGAUGCAUUUGCCUCCUAAUAUUUUUGGAACUUUGGGAUGAGUAAGCUUAGCCACACACUGAUAUUUACUGAUGUACUGAUUUACUUGUAAUUUCAUGAUUAUAAUGACUAUUCUCUGUCUUUUUUAUUUUCACUUUGAUUAUUAAACAAUUAAUUAAUCCUAAAGGGGAGUGUAGAAUAUUAUGUAUUUUAAACUCCACUCAAUGCUUCCUGUGUGUUGUACGUUUACUCCUUUACAUUUUGAGUACUGCAUCGAUAAUGGACUGUGGUUGCUAUGCGUUACUUGGUAGGUUCUAUUUUCUAGACUUAGGUCACUGAGUUUCCAGCCACAGAGGGUUUGUAAGAAAGGGAGUCAAAGGUUACAGGUGUUUUGGAUGAUGAGACCAUGAAGGGGUCAAAUGAAUAAAUGAAUAAAUUCUGUCUCCAUCCCUCCA
Molecule: messenger RNA, 3666 nt
Organism: Ictalurus punctatus (channel catfish)
Lineage: Eukaryota; Metazoa; Chordata; Actinopteri; Siluriformes; Ictaluridae
Product: GATA zinc finger domain-containing protein 14
Exons: 5
Coding region: 170-2065 (631 amino acids)
Source: RefSeq, a predicted model, not a curated record